AGUACAUCUCCGUUGUACAAAUUAGGGUUUACCUAUAAAGGCGGAUCUAUGGCGGUCUGUGUAGGCUUCCACUCUUGAGGAUUCUCGCUCGGCGUGCAGAUCCUCUGGGUGACGCCGCAUCUAGCCGCUGCUUGGGAAGAUGACGAAGCGCACCAAGAAGGCUGGAAUUGUUGGGAAAUAUGGUACCAGAUACGGUGCAAGUUUGCGGAAGCAAAUCAAGAAGAUGGAGGUUUCGCAGCAUGCAAAGUACUUUUGUGAAUUCUGUGGAAAGUUUGCAGUGAAAAGAAAAGCAGUUGGGAUUUGGGGUUGCAAGGACUGCGGCAAGGUCAAGGCCGGUGGUGCUUAUACAUUGAACACUGCUAGUGCGGUGACAGUAAGGAGCACUAUUCGUCGCCUGAGAGAGCAAACUGAAAGCUAAGGAGAAGUGAGGGACACAAUGCAAACAAUCAAGCAAUUCCAGAGCAGACUAGUUUGUUUUUUUACAAGGCAUUGUAUUCUAAGUUCUAACCCCCAUGUUCUUAUGCUACCCGCUGAAUAUUUUCUUGGCUUUGCAUUGACAAAGAAUUAAGUUUGGUUUCUUCAGAAUUUGUCUUAAUAUCGUGGAUACGCAUUGUUUAGCUUCUA
Zingiber officinale is the source of this 624-nucleotide messenger RNA. Its product is annotated as 60S ribosomal protein L37a-1. NCBI's taxonomy places the organism in Eukaryota, Viridiplantae, Streptophyta, Magnoliopsida, Zingiberales, Zingiberaceae. The record is from RefSeq and is a predicted model, not a curated record. Gene Ontology annotation, cellular component: ribosome. The coding region runs from base 140 to 418 and encodes 92 amino acids. Gene Ontology annotation, molecular function: structural constituent of ribosome. The transcript is spliced from 5 exons. Gene Ontology annotation, biological process: translation.